CUCUGCCCUCUCUCUCCAAGACCUCCUUUCACUCGCUCCGUCUGCGCAGUUCUCAGUACUUGGUAGAGCACACGCGCUCUCGUCCAAGAAAAAUUAACCACACUUCUUCCCCCCACCCCUCGACCCUGAGCGGAAAGCUUCAGUACUCGAGUAAAUCAACACCUCGACCUGGGAGAAGUGUCGGGUUGGAGGAGACGGAGGUCACUUACCCUGAUCGUAGGAGCGUGAAUCGCUUCUCGUCGUGAAACUAGCCCCUGCCGCACCUGCGUUCCGCCCUUUAUUGAAUACAUACCGCGCACUGUGCACACCCUCUCUAUCCACACCCACCCACACCCCAUCGUCAUUUUAGCACCAUUCGACACCCCAAAGCCCCAUCUCCAACAAGCACGAUCUACCCUGUCUGUUCCAAUUCUCCUUCCGUCGUUUUAGGCCACGCUUCCCUCCUUCCCUCACUUUUUCUUUUCUCUUCCGCCUUCUUUUUUAUCUCUCGUCUCCGGCUCGCCGACUCCCUCGCUCCCCUUUCCUUUUCUCCUUUGUGGGAUUUUCAUGCAAUCCUACGCUUCCCUUCAUUCGCCAUCCGUAGGAAAAAUGCAAGGGCAGGAUCCAUCAAUGUCGCGGGGCAGGCCCUAUGGCACUUCCUCAUCCAGACUCGAUUUCGGAAACAUUAUCGGUGAUCCAUUCGCUCUGUCCACCAUCUCGAUAGCUAUAGUAAGCCUCACCAUUCCUUGCCCUGGUCGUCUUUGUCGCUCCUUCCGACGAUGAUUGUGGGCCCGGAAUCCACUAUUCAGGGAAAGGGGGAAAAAUGGGAACCUAUGUUUUAUUGCUUUUCGGGGUGAUGGUGGCUAACUUUCUUCUAGAUAGGAUGGCUAGUGGGAUUUGUAUCUCAAGCGAUUGCUGAUGCCGACAAAGGGGUUGUCAGUUUUCCCAAAUUUGCCUGGUGGUCUAUUGUAUACGUAUUUUUCUGCAUAGUGGGUGUUACAGUCGUUAUAUUAAUGGACUCCGUUCACAAGUAUCAGCUUGCGGUAAGGCUAUUCGGUUCAAAGCUACGGUAGAUCUUUGCUGAUUUUUGGCUCGGUGGUUUAGCUUGUGGGCUAUCUUUCGGCCGGUAUGGUUUUUACAUGUUCGGCCGCGAACACUCUUGUUUACAUAGAUAGAGGUACCAUGCAGGCGGCAGGCGCUGGGCAUAUUAUUUUGUCCAUUGUUCAGGUUAGUAUAUCUGGUUGUGCUUCUCGUACCUGAUGCUUACUUUGGACUGCAGAUUAUCUGGAUAUUCUAUUUCGGUUCAACUCCCGACGCCUUAUCUCAUGCUUAUGUAGACUCGUUUGCUCUUCACAAAGAUCAGAAGCGUUCGCAGAGCACACGCCCCCUAUCGCCCGCCUACCACGGAGGGGACAGACCCCACACUAGCACCAGCAGUCACCAUGCUCCUCAGAUGUAUACUAGUGCACAACUCAACGGAUUCGAAACCAGCUCUCCAGUGCCUGGACAAGCUGGUCCUGAUUACAGACAGUCAGCAAACAGGUACGCAUCUCCUUCGGUCUCAACUCUGGCACCCGGACCAUCCGCUACACCUCAACCGCAAAGCCAGGGCGGACCACCAGAUUCGGAAGUUUCGGCACCCACAGAGUAUCCAUACAGAGCAAAAGCUAUCUACUCUUACGACGCGAAUCCAGAGGAUGCGAACGAGAUAUCGUUUGCAAAGCAUGAGAUUUUGGAGGUGUCCGAUGUUUCAGGGCGAUGGUGGCAGGCAAGGAAACAGAAUGGAGAAACGGGUAUUGCACCAUCAAAUUACUUGAUUCUAUUGUAAAAUGGAAAGAUGAAAGGAACGGUGUCUUGUUUUACUUUUUUUUGUCACAUUUUACCUGUCACGUUUUUUCUUUUCAUUUUUUCCUAAUUGUUUUGCUUUCCGGCGCUGGCAAGGUACGGUGGGGGUAUGUGCGUGUGCGUACAAUGGGAAUGCAGAAUUUCUGUCUCGAACUCUGGAAGGGAGGAAGGGUUUUGAAUGGAAAGGCAAGAAAAGGAUGGAUGGAACAAUGGAGGGAAAAGGGGGAUCAGCAUUUUAUCGACUUCAGAAGGCAAUCUUUUUUUUUUUCCUUUAAAAGUACAAAGUCCUUCACCUUUUAACGACAGCAUCUCCUUUUCUUUUCUUUUCUUUUCUCUCUGAAUUUUCUUCUGCUUUCUGUCUUCUGCGCAAGAUUUAAUAUCCAGGAUUUCUUGGGCCCGGGAGGUUUUUCUUUCCCCAACUCCCCCCCCCCCCCUACCCUACCUACCUACCUACCUACCGGCCUUUGCUCUUUUGUUUGCUGCCGAUUUCCUCUCAGUCAGUCGGACCUCCUCCAAUCGAUCAGCAAAACGACGGAUGUGAUGGGGUGGACUUUGUGGCUUUUUUUUUAGUCUGAUACACUUACCCGGCGGCAUAUCCGACCGUUUUCCCACUAUGUCGUACUGUGCUCGCACGAAGUCAUGCCGGGGCCUGCGGUACCGGGCUCGUAAUACAACCAAUUGCUAUCAUGGCCCGUCUAUUCAAGAGUAUCUGGACAACUUACUUUGGGAUGGAUGGGUGGAUGGACCAUGGCAGGAGUCUGGUCUGCGAGCGAACAAAUAAGCAAACAUGAAGCGGAAUAGUGAUGAUUCGCACAUCAGACAUUCCAACGUGCAGUUGAUUCGUUGGUUGGUGACAGGGGGAGGAAUUGAUGGAUGGAUGCACUGGUCGAAGGAGGAAAAGGACUCGAAACCCGAGAUGGAGUGGUGGGCAUAGGGAUAUCCAAAUGAAUACUGCAAACGGAGCUUGGGCGUCAAUAUUUUUUCUUGUUCUCUUUUAUCAUACUUUUUUUCUUUUUCUUUUUCUUUUUCUUUCUCAUCUUCCAUCAUACCUACAAAACCCAAUCUUCAAUCUCCAACCUGUACAUCCGUUGCCUUCUUACUUUACUAUACCCAUUCCCUUCGGGCAAACAAACAAAAAAUUCUAAUGGCCACUCUUCAACAUGAUCAACAAAGUACUUCUCUUCCUUUGCGAGUUGAAAUGAACGAGUAGGAGCAACCGUGUUUGCGCCAACUUGUUGAUGCAAAACUCAAGCUGGGUUGGACUAGCCGGUGUCGGGUUAUGAUUUGAACUAGUCCGAUAUCUCAGCUUUCGUGUUCUUCCUGUUCCACUUUUCUUGUUUGGUUUAGCUAGUCAGUGGUAAUUAACAUAUGGUACCACAAGUGUAUAAAUGCGGGCUUGGUUUGGAUGAAUUAAUUCAUCUUCAUUUACAAUA
Messenger RNA from Tuber aestivum (summer truffle), 3257 nucleotides. The record is from the annotation of a GenBank genome assembly. Lineage: Eukaryota; Fungi; Ascomycota; Pezizomycetes; Pezizales; Tuberaceae.